This is a messenger RNA of Hippocampus comes (tiger tail seahorse), 2096 nucleotides long. Its product is annotated as mitogen-activated protein kinase 12-like. Gene Ontology annotation, molecular function: MAP kinase activity; ATP binding. Gene Ontology annotation, biological process: protein phosphorylation. Lineage: Eukaryota; Metazoa; Chordata; Actinopteri; Syngnathiformes; Syngnathidae. Bases 439 to 1740 code for a protein of 433 amino acids. The record is from RefSeq and is a predicted model, not a curated record. The transcript is spliced from 12 exons.
AGGCCAUUCAUUGAAGGUGCGCCUUAUACUCCAAAGUGCGGAAAAUACGGUCAUUGAUAGUGGCACCCCCCAAAAACAUUUGUAAUUACCUGUAGUUGCCACAAGGUGGAGGCAUUACAGUACUAGUCUACCGGAAACUCCUCAACUCACUUCAAAAUGCGUCUUUGUCAACAAAAUGCCACCAAAUGGCGCACAAAAUAACAAACUGAGCAUAUAUGUGAAAAAUAAUUCCUUCUAUACUUUGAUUGGAUAACCGUAGUCAGAUUUAUAAUUGACCACACAGCACAAUGUAAUCUUAGGUAGUCAUCAUCUUUUUAACGUCACCGAUUUCUAAGAUUAGCACUAAAAAUGCAGUCAAGCAGAAUAACCAGGGCAGAUGUUUGUCUCACAUUACUGACACACCCAUAAACUGCCCAGGGCGACCGAGAGGCACAAUAGAUGCGUUUGUGUGUGUGUGUGUGUGUGUGUGUGUGUGUGAUGGGGGUGUCGAGGAAGACCCCUGGAGGAAUUCUGCCCUGCAAACUUCUCCACAGGACACACUGCACUCCUUCCCCAGCAGUUAUCAGCAGACGCUUUGGAUUUUCUUCCCUCAUGAGCUUCCCCGACACAGCAGAACCCAAGCGGAUUAAUCUGCUCACCUCCAACUUCUCGGGGAUGGCUCUGCGCGGCUCCAGGACGGGAUUCUACAGGCAGGACCUCAACAGAACUGUGUGGGAAGUCCCGGAAAGGUACCGAGACCUGAGACAAGUCGGGACAGGCGCUUAUGGAACUGUCUGUUCAGCGUGGGACCGGCGGACCAGCUCGCAGGUGGCCAUCAAAAAGCUCCAUCGGCCUUUCCAGUCCAAACUUUUUGCCAAGAGGGCCUACAGGGAGCUGCGCCUCCUCAAACACAUGAAGCACGAAAACGUGAUCGGCCUGCUUGAUGUUUUCGCGGCGGAAAUUUCCCUUGACCGCCUUCGAGAUUUCUACUUGGUAAUGCCCUUCAUGGGUACGGACCUGGGCAAACUCAUGAAGCUGGAGAGGCUGUCAGAGGACAGAGUACAAUUCCUCGUCUACCAGAUGAUGAAAGGACUCAAGUAUAUUCACUCCGCGGGGAUCAUCCACAGGGACCUGAAGCCAGGAAAUCUAGCCAUCAAUCCGGACUGUGAAUUAAAGAUUCUCGACUUUGGCCUGGCGAGGCAGGCCGAUGCGGAGAUGACAGGCUACGUGGUGACGCGCUGGUACCGAGCCCCCGAGGUCAUUCUCAACUGGAUGCACUACACGCAAACAGUAGAUAUCUGGUCCGCCGGUUGCAUUAUGGCAGAGAUGCUACUGGGGAAGCCACUGUUCAAGGGCAACGAUCACCUGGACCAGCUCCGAGAAAUCAUGAAGAUCACCGGAACACCGGCUGCAGACUUUGUGAUGAAAUUACAAAGCCAAGAUGCCAAAAACUACCUCAGAGGUUUGUCAAAAGUACCGAAAAAGGAUCUCCACUCCAUCUUUUCCAAAGCCAGCUCACACGCCGUGUCCGUGUUGGAAAAGAUGUUGCUCCUCGACCCCGAGGAGCGGGUCAGCGCCUCGGAAGCUCUGGCUUUUCCCUUCUUCGCCGACUUCCGCGACACUGAGGACGAGACCGAGGCGCAGCAGUACGACCAAACCAUGGACAACACGGACCUGACGCUCGAUCAGUGGAAACGACACACUGUCACGGAGAUACUAACCUUCAGGCCUCCACAGGACUCCAGAGAAACAUCACUUUAACUAACGUACAAAUCCAGGCGAGAUACACAACCCCGAACUGGCUGCCAGCCGGGUUGCAGAUCUCAACAAACGAACAUUCACACUAAUGAACAUUAUAGAGUCAACAUGCACGUUUUUGGUAUGUGAGAUUUUUUUUUUUUAAGCAUAGGAACAUGUUAGUAUGCGGUUUAUUUUUAAUAAAUGUGAUAUUGUAUCAUAAUGGAACAGUGACUUUUUGCAUCCGAUCUGUAACUUUUGGUUCUUAUUAGAUUGCAUAGGUGUGCAAAAGAAUGUGGGUAAGUUCAAAAUUAGGAUUUUUUUUUUUUUUUUAUUCAAGCAUGACUUUGAACUGUAUUCCAUUGAACAGGUCACACGCC